AUGGCCGCCAUUCAGACUCCCACUCUUGCUCACUUCAAGUUGCCCAACAUUGAAAAUGAGCCUAUGUUGAACUAUGCCCCCGGCUCUACUGAGAGACAGAAGCUCACCGAAGCUCUCAAGGAAAUGAGCGCUCAAGGUGCUGUUGAAGUCCCCGUUGUUAUCAACGGUGAGAAGAUCUACACUGGUAACACUGCUGAGCAGUACAACCCUUCUUCUCACAAGACUGUGGUGUGCAAGUACCAUCAAGCCGAUAAGGCUCUUACCCAAAAGGCCAUCGAUGGUGCUUUGGCUGCUCGUGCCAGAUGGGAAGCUCUUCCCUUCAACGACCGUGUUGCCGUCUUUUUGAAGGCCGCCGAUUUGUUAUCCACCAAAUACAGAUUCAAGAUCAUGGCUGCCACCAUGCUCGGUCAGGGUAAGAACAUCUGGCAAGCUGAAAUUGAUGCUGCUGCCGAGUUGUGCGAUUUCUGGCGCUUCAACUGCAAGUACGCUGAAGAGCUGUACCAGCAACAACCCCCCAAGAACGCUCCUGGCAACUGGAACCGUACCGAAUUCCGUGCUUUGGAAGGUUUCGUCCUUGCUGUGUCUCCUUUCAACUUCACUGCCAUUGGUGGUAACUUGCCUUCGGCUCCCGUGUUGAUGGGUAACGUUUGUUUGUGGAAGCCCUCUCCUUCGGCCGUCUACUCCAACUACUUGGUGUACGAGCUCCUUGUUGAAGCCGGUUUGCCCGCGGGUGUGAUCCAGUUCAUCCCCGGUCCCGCCGAAGAAAUUUGCGGCACCGCCAUUGACAGCCCCGAUUUCGCUUCCCUCCACUUCACUGGUUCCACCCACGUCUUCCGUCAGUUGUGGAAGCAGAUUGGUAACAACAUUGAAAAGUACAAGAGCUACCCCCGUAUUGUUGGUGAAACUGGUGGCAAGAACUACCAUCUCGGUUUGCCCGAUCUUGAUUCGGCUGGUAUUCGUCACGCCGCUAUUCAGACCAUCCGUGGUGCCUUUGAAUUCCAGGGUCAAAAGUGCUCUGCAUGCAGCCGUGUCUACUUCCCCAAGAGCAAGUAUGACGAAUUCAAGUCCGUGUUGCUUGCUGAACACGCCAAGAUCUCCCAGGGUCCCGUUGAAGAAUUCAAGCACUUCAUGGGUCCUGUGAUCAACAAGUUUGCUUUCGACAAGAUCAAGUCCUUCAUUGACUUUGCUGCUUCCAGUGACGACUGCAAGAUCCUUGCCGGUGGCAAGUACGACGAUUCCAAGGGUUACUUCAUCGAACCCACCAUCAUUGAAACCACCAACCCCUUCACCAAGACCAUGGUUGAGGAAAUCUUUGGUCCUGUGAUGACUUUGUACGCAUAUGAUGAUAACAAGUUCGAGGAAACCUGCAAGUUGGUCGGUGACACCACCCAAUACGCUCUUACUGGUGCCAUCUUUGGCCGCGAACGUGCUAACAUUGUCGAGGCUUCCAACUUGUUGCGCAACACUGCCGGUAACUUCUACAUCAACGACAAGUGUACUGGUGCGGUGGUCGGUCAACAACCUUUCGGUGGUGCUCGUGCUUCCGGUACCAACGACAAGGCCGGUUCCUUUGCCUUGCUCGGUCGUUUCUUGUCCAUGCGCUCCGUCAAGGAAAACUUUGUGCCCAUUGACGCCUUUAUCUACCCCUCCAACAACUAA
Molecule: messenger RNA, 1659 nt
Organism: Radiomyces spectabilis
Lineage: Eukaryota; Fungi; Mucoromycota; Mucoromycetes; Mucorales; Radiomycetaceae
Product: 1-pyrroline-5-carboxylate dehydrogenase
Exons: 4
Coding region: 1-1659 (552 amino acids)
Cellular component (GO): mitochondrial matrix
Molecular function (GO): L-glutamate gamma-semialdehyde dehydrogenase (NAD+) activity
Source: RefSeq, a predicted model, not a curated record